AUGAAAUACCAAAUCACUAGCCUCAACAAAUUGAUGGAAGUAUUCAGGAAGAACAUCCUUUACAACUACGACAUCAAAUGUGCGUUUGAGAAGAUCCUACUUCACAGCUUGCUAGUGAAUCACAUCAACCUUCAGGGUGUGGUUCCUGCCUUUCAUGGUCAUGCUCACAAUCACCUUUGCCAGGUCCAGCAUCAUUCCAAGUACAAGGUUGGUGCUGGUAAAGAAGAUUUUGAGACUUGCAAACAUGUCUUUUCAGAGUCUAAUGCUCUGGCCUCUGAAACUUGGAACACUACUGAGUUUCAUCACCACCAAGCUCUUGAUGAGCACUUUGCUUCGCCGACAUGGUGUUAA
Molecule: messenger RNA, 351 nt
Organism: Suillus paluster
Lineage: Eukaryota; Fungi; Basidiomycota; Agaricomycetes; Boletales; Suillaceae
Exons: 1
Coding region: 1-351 (116 amino acids)
Source: RefSeq, a predicted model, not a curated record